UAUGAUGGUUGGCUGGGAAAGCGCCAGCAGGAUCAUAAGAGGGCGUGAUGGAUAGAUGUUGAUGAUCCGCGGGCUCUUCAAUCAUCUAUCGUCGCGAGCUGUCGCAGCAUUAGCGCGUCGCCGGCCGGUAUUACUCAGAAAGUUCAUCGCCGCCGCAAACAUGUUGGCGGUUCCGGGACAGAGUUGGGAGGUAGCGGCGGAGGAGAUCAUGAUUCCAAGGUACAGCAGCAGCAGCGGCGGCGGCGGCAGAAGAGGAAGAGGGGUUGCGAUUGUUUGGUUCAGGAAUGAUUUGAGGGUUUUGGACAAUGAGGCUCUGUACGCAGCUUGGGUUUCGUCGGAGGCUGUAUUGCCGGUGUACUGUGUGGAUCCCACCCUCUUCUCUUCAACCACUCAUUACUUUGGUUUCCCCAAAACCGGAGUCUUGAGGGCGCAAUUCAUCGUAGAGUCAUUGGGUGAUUUGAAAAGGAAUUUGAUGUUACGGGGUCUUAACCUAUUAAUUCAGCAUGGGAAACCUGAAGAUAUUCUACCCUCACUUGCAAAGGCAUAUAAUGCGCAUACAGUUUAUGCCCAAAAGGAGUCAUGCAGUGAGGAGCUGAGUGUUGAAAGGGCGGUCUCCAAAAACUUGGAAGCUGCCAUUCAACCGUUUUCAAAAUCUCAGAAUGCAACCCGGUUAGAACUGCUGUGGGGAUGCACUAUGUACCAUAUAGAUGACCUUCCAUUCAACUGCAAGGACUUGCCAGAUGUAUUUACCCAGUUCCGUAAGUCGGUUGAAUCAAAAUCUGUAAUUCGAAAUUGCGUAAAGAUUCCUACAUCACUUGGUCCCUCUCCCAAUGUUGUAGAGUGGGGAUCCUUUUCUGAAGUUACCCAGCUCGGGCUCCAGCCAUACAAGGUAUCUAAAGGGUUGAAGUUUAUAGGUGGUGAAACUGCUGCUCUUGGUAGGGUACAUGAGUAUUUCUGGAAGAAGGAUAUGCUACAAAUGUACAAAGAAACAAGAAAUGGAAUGCUAGGACCUGAUUAUUCAACUAAACUCUCCCCUUGGCUUGCUUCCGGGUGCCUCUCUCCUCGCCUGAUUUAUGCUGAAGUCAAGAGAUAUGAAAAGGAGAGACUAUCAAAUAUGUCAACAUAUUGGGUUUUAUUUGAGCUGAUAUGGAGGGAUUACUUCAGAUUUCUUUCAAUAAAAGUGGGAAAUUCACUCUUCCAUCCAGGUGGACCUCGUAAGUUAACCUUUAAUUGGAGGAAAGACCAGAAGUUAUUUGAUGCUUGGAGAAAUGGUCAGACUGGGUACCCUCUCAUAGAUGCCAAUAUGAAAGAACUUUCUACUACAGGAUUCAUGUCAAAUCGAGGUCGUCAGAUUGUUUGUUCUUUUCUUGUUCGGGAUAUGGGCAUUGACUGGAGAAUGGGAGCUGAGUGGUUUGAGACAUGCCUCUUGGAUUAUGAUCCAUGCUCCAAUUAUGGUAACUGGUCUUACGGCGCAGGUGUUGGAAAUGACCCAAGAGAGGAUCGUUACUUCAGCAUUCCUAAGCAAGCAGAAAACUAUGAUCCGGAAGGGGACUUUGUAGCUUAUUGGUUGCCAGAGCUAAGAGCAGUCCCAAAAGAGAAGAGACAUUCCCCUGGUCUUUUGGGCGUCCAGCCAGUUGUUCCUCUCAGGCAUGGACGACGCACCAGCAAAUCCAACAAUAAUAGGGCUGGAGCAGCUAACACGGUAAACAAAUAGAACAAGGGUCAUUGAGAAUGAAGAGCUUUUCAUUUCAUGCUACCCAACCCAUGUUCACACACACGCUCUCUCUCACUCUCAUUAGUGUGUGACAGUUGAUCAAACGACUCUACUUGCAUGGUAACAUGAAAUGGACCUGAAUGGGGUGAUUAAUGAGACCCCAGCAGAAUUCUUUUUACAGUGAUGAUUUCACACAAUUGAUUAUUAAGGGUUUUCAACGAUUGUGCACAUUAUUUAUUAUUGAAAAAACUGUCAAAUAAGUCUUGUAUAAUAAUUAAAAAAAUGGUCUAUCAAAUUACUUGAUCAAC
Cuscuta epithymum is the source of this 2022-nucleotide messenger RNA. Lineage: Eukaryota; Viridiplantae; Streptophyta; Magnoliopsida; Solanales; Convolvulaceae. The record is from the annotation of a GenBank genome assembly.